This is a messenger RNA of Aplosporella prunicola CBS 121167, 1308 nucleotides long. RefSeq lists its product as uncharacterized. Lineage: Eukaryota; Fungi; Ascomycota; Dothideomycetes; Botryosphaeriales; Aplosporellaceae. The record is from RefSeq and is a predicted model, not a curated record. The coding region runs from base 1 to 1308 and encodes 435 amino acids. The transcript is spliced from 2 exons.
AUGCUCACCGCCCCCUUCCUUGUUUCUGAUCCAAAGCCUUCAAUCGAGGCAGCGCAGGCGCUGACUCCCACCCAGACAGCGUUUGGCACCGCUCCUGUACCCUGGUCUCCUUCAGCAUCGUCAUACGGCUCCGCAGACGCAUCCGAUGAGGAGAGCUCGUCUUCAGACACGCCAUGGACGUCGGUGGCCAGCUCUGUGGUCUGUACCCCAAACCGCGAGUCUCACGACGACCCCUACAGCGCGUACUGCCUGCCCGCGGACGGGCAAGAGAAGCUUCGGCUCGACCAGCAGCACGUCUUCAUCCGGGAACAUAUCUGCGGCGGGCGUUUAAUCCUCGAUGACAGCGUGACGCUCAAGGAGGGCGCGCUCGUUCUCGACCUCGGCACCGGGUCGGGCGCCUGGGCGGCUGACAUGGCUCGCCGCGUGCCUGCUGGUGUCAAGAUCCAGGGCUUCGAUAUCAGCAACCGUCUCUUCCCGCCGGACUCGCACAACGUGGCUUUUGCCACUGGCAACGUCCUGGAUUUGCCUACUUACCUGGAGUCCCGCGUCGCGCUUGCCCACCAGCGUCUCCUUAUCUACGCGCUUCGGCGCCACGAGUGGAGCCAUGCUAUUGCCUCCAUCAAGAACACUCUCGUUCCUGGCGAGGGAGUCGUCCAACUCACUGAAGUCUUCACUCCUUCCGGGAACCCUGGUGCCGCGCAAGAAAAGUUUCAAACCCUGCUUUCCGCCAUCGGGCGCCGGCGCCAACUCCUUCUCGACUGCGGCGAGCAGCUCCCUACUCUCCUUGACCAAGCCGGCUUCGCAGACGUCACUAAAAAGGCAAUCAAGGUUCGUCUGGGCAGCGCUGGCGGCGUGCAGGGCAUGGAAGCAGCCGCAUGCCGCAUCGGCGCCUUCCGCGGCAUGCGCGACAGCGUCUUGCUGGACGGCGGGUACGGCGUUGUGAGCUGCGCGGAAGGCUUCGACGAGCUGCUCGACCGCGUGGUGGCUGAGUGGGAGACUAAUGAGUGCUAUGCCGUUUACUACACCAUCACUGCGCGGCGCCCGGCUUUGGGGUUUGUGGCUCCGCCUGAGUCGCUCAGUAUGCCUGAGGUCUUUGACUUCCAUGCCCGGCACAAUGGCCAUUGGCCUUUUUACCGCUAUGCUGAGGACGACACUGUGCAGCAGGUCUCGUACAAGACGCUUGCGGCUGCUGUUCAGCGUGCUGCGAAGUUUGUCCUUGCUGCUGCUGCUGGCGAGGGAGACUUGCCCGUCGCUGUUCUCGCUGUCGCGGGUAUGUCACUUUUCCCCUUUUCUUCCACCACUUACUGA